AAAUGCUGUCUAAGAUUUUCAAGCAGUAUCCAAAAUGAAACCAUGGAUUAGGCUUCAUCAAAAGAAUUUUUUCCAUGCCAUUUGAGGAAAAGAACCAAAUUGUUCCAAUGCAUAACUGAAAGUACUCAUCAUUUUAUGCUUUACAGAUAAACCCACAAGGCCACAAUCCCCAAUUGGUUGAAAUUAAUGCACAUUCUCUAUUCAGCAAAUGGUUCUCCGAAAGUGGCAAGUUGAAUGUGUCUGCUUUUUGUAAAGUAAAGUUGGAUUUGGAACAUGCAGUUGUACCAAUGUUGAAAUUUCUUCUUAAUCUAAGGUUGCAAAGCUUUCCAAAAAAUUCAAGAGAGGUAGAGGAGGAAACCAAUCUGGUAUUUAUUUUGAUUGAUGAAGUUGAAAGCCUUGCUGCUGCUACAAAAUCUGCUUUAUCAGGUUCUGAACCUUCAGAUUCUAUUCAGGUCACACCAGCUUCUUUUCUAAAAUGGCACCUUCAAAUUAACAUGCCAGAUGGUGAAUGCGCUACUAACUCAGCUGGAGAAGUCAAAAUCAGCACCAAAUGUGAUAAUUUUGACAACAUCCAAAAUAACUGCUGCUAUUGUGGCGGCCCAUCACAUCUAAGGACAAACGAACUGCUGACCAACACAGCCGUCAACAGUAGAUGAAGCAGCUAAUGACACAUCUGAAGACCUCAUGUAGAAUAAUUGGUCCAGACUAAAAAUGUAGGCUAUUUGGCAUGGUGGUAACCACUUUUGUAAUCUGUAUAUAACAUAGAGCUGCAGUUAGAAUACCAAUUUUUUGAGAAAUGUAAAUGCACAAGCUUGGUUAAAAUACCAGCUUCUACUCGAGAAUAUCCAAUUUUGAACUAAGUAUAAA
Messenger RNA from Rosa rugosa (rugosa rose), 867 nucleotides. Its product is annotated as pachytene checkpoint protein 2 homolog. NCBI's taxonomy places the organism in Eukaryota, Viridiplantae, Streptophyta, Magnoliopsida, Rosales, Rosaceae. Bases 288 to 656 code for a protein of 122 amino acids. Gene Ontology annotation, molecular function: ATP binding; ATP hydrolysis activity. The transcript has 4 exons. Gene Ontology annotation, cellular component: chromosome; nucleus. The record is from RefSeq and is a predicted model, not a curated record. Gene Ontology annotation, biological process: reciprocal meiotic recombination; meiotic recombination checkpoint signaling.